AUGAAUGCCACCCGAGAAGGACGCGGUUCUCGCUAUCUCCUGCGGACCAGCUCGAAGAGUAUUGCCGAAAAACUCAUGCAGAUCACCGAACUGUCUGAUGGUACUCGAGUUGAAAUUGUCAUGCAUCCCACCAUGAACAUUGUGCAAGGUACAGUCUACGAACCUGACUCCAUUGACGUCGAAGAAACACGGAUCGAACAAGAAUUAAAAUCACAGGGAGUAGUCGCAGUGCGCCGAAUCAAGAAACGGGUCAAUGGUAGACUCCAAAAUACCCCUCUGCUAGUACUAUCGAUCAGUGGCACCGUAUUGCCAGAAUCCAUUUACUUCGGCCUGAUUCGCAUCGAAGUCCGCAAAUAUUACCGUUCACCGAUGAUGUGUUAUAAUUGCGGGUUCUACGGUCAUUCACGGAAAUUCUGCAGACAAACCGGAAUUUGUCUACACUGCUCUACAACGCACCACGUCCCCGAAGGAGAAAAAUGUCACAAUGAGCCAAAGUGUCUACACUGUGAAGGAAGCCAUCCAGUAUCUUCGCGUGACUGUCCCAGAUAUAAGGAAGAAGACAAAAUACAGCGGUUGAAAGUAGAUCUUGGUAUCUCUAACGCAGAGGCAAGGCGCAUCUAUGGAGAAUCAUCCCGAAACGACACAUUCAGACAAGUGGUUCAGAACGAAGUCCAACAGGAAUUGGCUAAGAAAGACCAGAUCAUAGCAUCUCUGCAGAAACAAGUCGCCACUCUAGCCAAAGAAAUAGAAUUGCUGAAAAGGUCACAAACAUCCAUGACUCCAGCCACACCAAUCAUACAGCCUUCUGCAUCAAAACCCAAGCCGACCACGAAAACCGUAGCUACAACUUCGUCACAACCCACACCGAACCUAUUCAACCGUCCAUCUCGCAAGGACAAGACUACAUCGUCACCAUCGGGCAAGCGUACCGGCGGACGAAGCAGUGUUAGAUCGGACUACGAUGUUAUAACGCGAAGCAGAAGUGCAAAACGGCAGCUAGAAGUGUCUCCCACUGAUGUAGGCAAAGAUGUGGGUAAAAGAAGUCUCGUGCCCCGCGGAACGACAAGCACUUCUAUAGAAGUAGACGAAUGA
Aedes albopictus (Asian tiger mosquito) is the source of this 1092-nucleotide messenger RNA. RefSeq lists its product as uncharacterized. Gene Ontology annotation, molecular function: nucleic acid binding; zinc ion binding. The transcript has a single exon. Lineage: Eukaryota; Metazoa; Arthropoda; Insecta; Diptera; Culicidae. The record is from RefSeq and is a predicted model, not a curated record. Bases 1 to 1092 code for a protein of 363 amino acids.